AUGAUAUCUAGUAAGACUAGUUUCAGUAUACCUCGAGUGGCCAGCACGAGUAUACAGCAGGUCCGUUAUAAAAGAAAAUUGGCCUAUCCACAAUAUACUCAUAAAAUCCCCAAACAAUCAUUCAAUAAAAAAGAUCAUUCAAGUUUCUUUCAAAGAGCUAUUAAAGAAUGGUUAGGACCAAAGAAUAUUAGAGGUGAAUAUUAUAGAAAUAAAUAUUAUUAUCCUCCUCAAAAUCAUAGACCAAAUUAUAUUGUCCCUGAUGGUAAUACUAUAGUGGGUAAAGAAAGUGUUGGAUCAUCUAUACCAAUGGGAGCUCAAGCAUUUAAUAGAGAUCCAACUUUACAUCCAUUUCCUCAAAAUAUAUAUUGUAAAACUUCAAAUAUACUUCCUCAUGACUUAAAGGGGAAGAUUGUGGAAGAAGUUAGUAAGAAUGGACUUCAUGUUCAAGAAGUAGCUCAUAAAUAUGGUAUUAAAAUUGCUAGAAUUGAAGGAUUACUUAAAUUACAUGAUAUAGAAAAAAAUUGGGAACAAGAAGGUAAAUUAAAUGAAGAUUUAACCAAUUAUUCCGAAGUCAUGUAUAAAAUGUUUCCAUUAUAUCAACCACCAGUUGGAAGUGAUAAUUUAACUGAAAUUCCAACUCCUCAUAAGACUUUAACGCAAAGAUUUUUAACUAUUGCUGAAUCAGAACCUUUUGGUCCAAUUGAAGCAGCUGAAUUAUUGGAAUUACCAGUUGCCAGUGAUACUUUAUCCAACUUAUCCAAUGUAGAAACUGCUGAAGAUCAAGCUAAUUCUAUUAAACAAGAAGUUGUGGUUGGAACUCAAAAGGAAGGUGAUAGAGUUCAAUUCAAAUUCACUACUUCAAAAGUUGGAAACGUUGGUUUCCGUUAUGGUGCUUCUAGAAGAGAUACCAAGAAAAACAGAGGAGUUGGUUUCGAUUCAGAAGGUCGUAUGGUAUAUAUUUAA
Molecule: messenger RNA, 963 nt
Organism: Scheffersomyces coipomensis
Lineage: Eukaryota; Fungi; Ascomycota; Pichiomycetes; Serinales; Debaryomycetaceae
Product: mitochondrial 37S ribosomal protein mS45
Exons: 2
Coding region: 1-963 (320 amino acids)
Biological process (GO): mitochondrial translation
Cellular component (GO): mitochondrial small ribosomal subunit
Molecular function (GO): structural constituent of ribosome
Source: RefSeq, a predicted model, not a curated record